ACAGUUUGGAAAUGUUAUUGAGUGCUGUCAUAUCUGGGGUUUUUUCCUGAUGAGAAUUUGUUAUUGUUUUUCUUUAACGUUUGUAACUUUGCUGGUUUCUCUCCUCAGGCCUGCAGUAAAGGAACGCCUACGCCACCACACACCUUUUCUUCUGCAUGUGGCACACCCUGCAGAAGUUGCCUAACCUGCCUGGAAUGCGGCAUCAGUUAGAAUAGGAGGGGCGGUUGGACUCAAAUACACGACUCAUUUCAGACACACUGUAAGAGGAGACAAAUUGUAUGAACCAUAUGCUGAGUUUUAGGUUAUAGGCCAAGCGCAAUUCCCAGUGUCACAGAUGGAACCCAGAAAAUCUGCUGGCACCUCAAGAACUGCCAGGCAAAGACGCUGGUGGCAUCUGAGACAGAGAUGGAGGAUGAUUGGGUUGUUUGAGAUCAACCAGGAGCACGAGUUCUACUAUCUGACAUCCAUGAUAAAAGAAGGAAUUCAUGCUGCCAUCCAGACCAAUAUGGACACAACAGGCCUGGACACGUUUUCAACUGAUGAUUUCAAGGCAGUGGAAACUCAAACCCACGAGGGGUUUGAGAUGCAGACAUUUGCAGCAUCUGUGUUUGCAAAACUGAGGCGUGAACUGGACAUCACAGAGGAGGAAUAUAAGGACUCCCUCUGCUCAGCCGGCUGCUACCUCCAGUUUGUCAGCAACUCCAAGAGCAAGGCAGAUUUCUUUGUCACGAAUGACAAGAGAUUCUUCCUAAAGACCCAGAGCAGGCAUGAGAUCCAGUUUCUCCUGUCCAAUCUGCCGACAUAUGUGGACCACUUGGAGAAAUUCCCUCAUUCACUGAUGGUGAGGUUUUUAGGUGUCCACAGGAUUGUUAUUCCAAAUGAAAUAAAGAAGUACUUCAUUGUGAUGCAGAGUGUGUUUUACCCCGAUGAGAGGAUCAAUAUUAGAUAUGACAUUAAGGGCUGUGAAGUGGGAAGAUGGACCAACCCUGAUACAGGGGGCAAACGAAUAAUCAAAGUGCUGAAGGACAAUAACUUCGAAGGGCAGCACAUUGAAUUAGGUCAAGAAAAAACGUGGUUUCUCCAACAAGUGCAAGCAGAUGCUGAAUACCUUCAAGGACUCAACGUGCUGGACUAUAGUCUCCUGCUGGCCCAUCAACCUCUGCACCGCGAUGAGCAGGAAGGGAAACACUCUUUGGCAAACCUUGUUAUUCGUACCACAAAGUCUCUGGACUUCGAUGACAGUCCCACAAUGCCAGACCCCCCCACUGUUCCAUUACUGAAAGAGACCAUGGACGAGGAAGCACCAACUACUUCAGGCCAUGGGUUAGGCCAGCCGCAGGCAGAGGCCGAGGGCACCAGUGAAGGAAUCCCCCUCCAGGAGAUAAAGUCCCCUAAAAUAACCAGGACUGACUCAGAACUGCAGGAAUUCCAUGAGCAUCAUCGUAGGCUUCUGCCCAACUGCAAAAAUGCCAUUCAUGUUGUAGAUGGGCCAGAACGUCGCUACUUUGUCGGCAUUAUAGACAUAUUCACCGUCUAUGGCUGGAAAAAGAAACUGGAGAACCUGUGGAAAAACCUCCGCUACCCAGGCAGGGCCUUUUCCACAGUCACCCCCUCCAAAUAUUCACGCAGAUUCUGCAAGUGGAUACAGGAGCACUCUCAGUAAGAAAAUGCAGAACACAUUCAACACUUAUUUACAGUGCAUCAAUGUAUAACCCCCAGUGUCCACAAGAUGGGGCUGUGUUUUAUUCUGGCUCUGGUGAUUAUGCAUCUCGUGGACAUCUGUGGUAUAACUGUAACUGGUCAAUGUGUGUCAAGUGUUAAUGCUGAUAAUGACUGCCCUCAUGUUUGUAUAGAUGCCUUCUGUACAAUGUCAGAGUCAGCUUGUGGCAUAUAGUGUAUAUAUAUAUAUAUAUAUGUACACAUAAUAACUAUAUAUAUAUAAUAUAUAAAAAUAAAUAAAUGCUAGGGGUAAUAGGUUUUUAUGUGGGCUGGACUGAAUUAAUAAAUAGACAAAUCACUAAAACAAAUACACAAAAACACUGAUAUGUGCAGGUUGUGAAGAAGCACUGCCCAUAUCAUCACUCAACUGUCUUUCCCGUUGAUAUACAAUUGUAUGUUGUACAAUGUGAAAUACACAUAAAAAUAAAACUUUAAUAACCUUUAA
This is a messenger RNA of Plectropomus leopardus (leopard coralgrouper), 2164 nucleotides long. The record is from RefSeq and is a predicted model, not a curated record. NCBI's taxonomy places the organism in Eukaryota, Metazoa, Chordata, Actinopteri, Perciformes, Serranidae.